UCAAUAUUAGUCAUACGCCAUUUUUGCAGGAAGAAAAGAAAUCAUUAGGAAAUCGGUGACGAAAAAUCCCGUGACACUCAGCAAGAUUGGUUUAAAAACACACACUUCUUCGCAGCUUGAAAUAGAAUUAUCUGAGAAGUAGUCGUACAAAGAUGGGUUGUAUUUUAGGCAGCCUUGCAUGCUGCUGCGGGUCUGCAGCGUGCAGUCUGUGCUGUGCAGCAUGUCCGUCGUGCAAAAACUCGACUGCCACGCGUAUUGCAUACGCGCUGACUCUGUUGCUGGGUUCCGUGAUUGCUUGUAUAUUCUUGGCACCUGGACUACAAGAACAGCUUGAUAAGAUACCAUAUCUCUGUGACCCUGGGUUUCUAGCUACACAUGCUUUAGUGGACUGUACUCGAGUGGUGGGCUAUGCCUCCGUCUACAGGGUCUGCUUUGCCAUGGCUGCGUUCUUCUUCCUCCUCAUGCUGAUCAUGAUCAACGUGAAGACAUCGAAGGACCCACGUGCUGGCAUACAGAAUGGGUUCUGGGGUAUCAAGAUCCUGGUCCUGAUUGGAGUUGCGGUGGGAGCUUUCUUCAUCCCAGGUGGCGCCAAUGCUGUCCAGCCCACAUUUGAACAAGUGUUUAUGUGGUUUGGCAUGGUCGGCGGCUUUCUGUUCAUUAUUAUACAGUUGAUCUUGCUGAUAGACUUUGCACACUCGUGGAAUGAGAAGUGGGUGGGCAAUUACGAAGAGAACGAAAACAAAGGGUGGUUCGCAGGGUUGUUGUUUUUCACCAUAGUGUUCUACUUGGUAGCAAUCACUGCAGUGGUGUUGUUUUACGUGUUCUACACAUCAGGAGGGGACUGUUCACUGCACAAGUUUUUCAUCAGCUUCAACCUGAUCCUGUGUGUGGUGAUCUCAAUUGUGGCUAUCUUACCCAAAAUACAGGAGGCCCAGCCUCGCUCUGGUUUGCUACAGGCGGCCAUCAUAACGUGCUACGUGAUGUAUCUGACCUGGUCUGCCAUGAGCAACAACCCAGACAAACUGUGUAACCCCAGCCUGAGCUCUAUCCUGGACGGCACCUACAACAAACAAAACAGCACCGCCUCUGCUGGUGACCUCACCGGCACCCCACAUUUUGACGGAGAGAGCAUCGUGGCACUGUUGAUUUUCUUGCUGGCUGUGUUGUACUCUAGCAUUCGGUCCAGCUCCAGCAGCCAAGUUGGGAAGAUUACACUGAGUGGGGGAACAGAGAACACUUACCUGAAGGAAAGCUCAUCAGACGAGGCCAUGCUGGGGGCUAAAGAAGGUAAUUUUUAGUUUUUCCUCAAUCUAUCUCCAAAAAUAACACUUUCUUGCUAAAUAUAACUUUGACAACAUAUUUGCACAGAGGACCUUUAUGUAGAAAAAAAGGAAGAAAGAGGUUUUCCUGAAAAUAACAUGAAUUUUUCAUCAGUCACUAUUGUAUACCCUGUCCAAAUCCUUUUGUAAAUCUGUAAUUGUGCUAUCUUUAAUUCCGGCUUUUAAUUUAUAAUUUUUACUGUCAGUAUACUAGAAUUUACAAGAACGACUCAAAAACAAGAAUCUUGGAACUCAAAAACCUAUUUAUAGAUCUUAAUUCUGUUACCAGUUUUGAAUAGGUUCUUCCUUAGUGAUAAAGUGAAAGCCUGAAAGGUGUUGAAAUUUUCAGCAAAUAUGAAAUCUUUGCUAGAUAAAGGUCCCUCACACAUCGUGUGACUUUGAAAACUACUGCACUGAUCCUUUUAAAUUCAAAUGGGGAAACUUUCUAUUUAAAAAGCCUCCAAAGGUUGAAAAAAACUGCAUUAUUAGGACUUCUUUUUGUUCAUGGUAUUGAAAAAAUUGAAUUGUACAUAAAUAGAUUAUACUUCUUCAUAGUAAACAGUGUGGUGUAGCUACUAUUCCAACAAAUUUAACAUCUUAGAAGGGAUGCCAUAGAAGAAAGUCAUGCUCUUCUGAUGCCCAUGUACUGAUGAUAACAUUGUUUUGCACCUGUUGCAGCAAACAAACUAAAAAAAAAAAUGACAUGGCCUUGGCCAGAGGAAGGUUUCUUUCACUGUAUUUGAAGUUUAGAAUAAUUCACGUAGAAAGAUCAGCAUUCAUUUUCUCAUUGCUAACACUUGUAUAUUAACUAGAUGUUUUCCCACAUGUCAGCUGUGCAAAGAAUCUUCCUACUUCUUGAAAAAGAGCAGACAUUUCUUGUUUUAGUAUUUUGAU
Molecule: messenger RNA, 2213 nt
Organism: Lingula anatina
Lineage: Eukaryota; Metazoa; Brachiopoda; Lingulata; Lingulida; Lingulidae
Product: serine incorporator 3
Cellular component (GO): membrane
Source: RefSeq, a predicted model, not a curated record